Molecule: messenger RNA, 708 nt
Organism: Lithohypha guttulata
Lineage: Eukaryota; Fungi; Ascomycota; Eurotiomycetes; Chaetothyriales; Trichomeriaceae
Exons: 2
Coding region: 1-708 (235 amino acids)
Source: RefSeq, a predicted model, not a curated record
AUGGAGCACGAGCACGAGCACGAGCACGUCCUCAAUAUGUCCAUUUUCACAGAAACCACCAAUGAUGCGGGUAUGAGUUCCGUGGACGAUAUCCGGUUCGAGCACUCCGACGUGGACAGCACAACCUCAGACCACAGCCUUGACGAAGACCCACCAAAGGACUAUUGGUUUGGUCGCAAAUACUUUGAAUGUGUGCUGGCCCAGAAUAUACUGCAGAAUUCACGACUGUAUGACAGUGUAGCUCAAGUCGAUGCCGACCUCGAGCAUGCUGCCUACCGUGUAAUGAUGUUCUGCAUCGGUGCGGUCGUCCGCAAGGGUGAUCGCCGACAGAAGGCUGUACUUCUUACCGUUCUCCGUCAGUACGGGGCGACGUCGCAAGCCUCAGACUUCCCACAUCCACGAAAUGGCAAGGCUCGAGGCGAAGGAAGUGUAAGAGAAUAUCCGCAGAAGGUCGAGCAGUUUGUUGACGAGAUCAAUACUUCCUCGUCGGACCUAGGACGAUAUGCGACAGCUCUGAAGGAGUACAGUGACAAGCACGGAAUGGCACUGACGUACAGGGUUGACGAGUUGUCUAAGGUGCCACCGCGUUUUCGAGCGAUCGUUGUGGUGGAUGAGACGUCAACGUAUGUCGGCACUGCGAAAACCAAGAAGCAAGCGCGCCAUGAGGCGGCUAAGGAAGCCUGUUUAGAGAUGGACAUUGAAGCUUAA